GGCUGGGAGAAGGAAAAGGAACUAGACUUAGCGGAGCCACUUCCUGCCGGAAGUGCCUGCUGCUACGGUUUCUCCGAAGAGCCGAAAAUGGCGCUCGAUGUUCGGGGGAUGGAAGAUGGUGAACUCUCCGAGUCGGAUUCUGACAUGACGGACACGGUAACAAAUAGCGACCAGCCCUUGCAGUCCCCGCAGACGAAAAUACAAGAUGGCAACAUUUCAUUCAGGCCUUUCCAGAGCAGCAUUUCAGUCUCCCCAGUAUCAAAUUAUCGAACUAUUAAGGGUGUAGAAUCAAGUGAGGAAAGCUUUUCUGAUUCAGAUGAUGACAGCUGUCUUUGGAAACGAAAGAGACAAAAAUGUUUUAAUCCUCUUCCCAAACCAGAGCCUUUUCAAUUUGGACAGAACAAUCAGAAACAGCAUAUUAUGGGAGGGAAGAAGAUCAACAACAUAUGGGGUGCAGUGCUACAGGAACAGAGUCAGGAUGCAGUAGCUAAUGAACUUUGUAUACUGGGAAUGGAGGGCAACAUUGACAAAAGCAGACAGUCAGAGACUUAUAAUUAUUUGCUGGCUAAGAAGUUAAUGAGAGAAUCACAACAACAGACUGGAAAACUAGACAAAGAAUUAGAUGAAUAUAUGCAUGAUGACAAAAAACCAAGUACAAAAGAAGAAGAAAAUGGACAAAGCCAUCUCAAACGUAAACGGCCUAUUAAAGACAGAAUAGGAAACAGAUUAGAAAUGAAUUAUAAAGGUCGAUAUGAGAUUACAGAAGAGGAUCCUGAAGAAAAAGUAGCAGAUGAAAUUUCUUUCAGACUUCAGGAACCAAAAAAAGAUCUGAUAGCACGUAUAGUAAGAAUAAUUGGAAACAAAAAAGCAAUUGAACUGCUGAUGGAAACUGCGGAAGUGGAACAAAAUGGUGGACUUUUAAUAAUGAAUGGGAGCAGAAGAAGAACACCAGGUGGAGUUUAUCUAAAUCUAUUGAAAAACACACCAAGCAUCAAUGAAGGACAAAUUAAGGAAAUCUUCUAUCUUGAAAACCAAAAGGAAUAUGAAAAUAAAAAAGCUGCUAAAAAAAGGAGAGUACAAGUCUUGGGGAAAAAGAUGAAGCAGGCUAUUAAAGGUCUUAAUCUUCAAGAAUACGAUGAUGCAUCUCGAGAAACUUUUGCAAGUGAUACAAAUGAGGCUUUGGCUUCUUUGGAUGAUUCACAGGAAGCACAUGAAGAAAUAAGGUUAGAUUCAGAAGAAACCUUUGAGAUUGAUCAUUCUGUUGAUUUGGAGGUCUUUUAAUAACAUCUUUAAUAACUAGGGGAAUAAUUUUUUCUAAAAAACAGUGAAGUUAACCUUUUUAUUACACUUUUGACUACUUAAUUUGUUUGCCUUUGCACAUGUUACCUAAUUAAAAGACAUUUAUUUUCUAUUUUGAAGAAUACUGUACUUGAGGGAUGAAACUAAUAAGAAAUGUUACCUGUUGUUUUUAAGUCUUGUCUGGCUAAAUAAAAAGCUGAAGUGUG
This is a messenger RNA of Monodelphis domestica (gray short-tailed opossum), 1505 nucleotides long. It is a transcript of the gene PHAX, whose product is annotated as phosphorylated adaptor for RNA export. Lineage: Eukaryota; Metazoa; Chordata; Mammalia; Didelphimorphia; Didelphidae. The record is from RefSeq and is a predicted model, not a curated record. Gene Ontology annotation, cellular component: nucleus. Gene Ontology annotation, biological process: snRNA export from nucleus.